Molecule: messenger RNA, 663 nt
Organism: Triticum turgidum subsp. durum (durum wheat)
Lineage: Eukaryota; Viridiplantae; Streptophyta; Magnoliopsida; Poales; Poaceae
Source: the annotation of a GenBank genome assembly
AUGGACACCGUUGCCGCCUGGCAGCAGUUUGAGGGGCAAGAGUACAUGACGGUGUGGCCGGAGGAGCAGGAGUACCGGACGGUGUGGUCGGAGCCGCCCAAACGGCGGGCCGGGCGGAUCAAGUUGCAGGAGACGCGCCACCCGGUGUACCGCGGCGUGCGCCGCCGUGGCAGGGAAGGGCAGUGGGUGUGCGAGCUGCGCGUCCCCGUAAGCCGGGGUUACUCCAGGCUCUGGCUCGGCACCUUCGCCACCGCCGAGAUGGCGGCUCGCGCGCACGAUUCCGCCGCGCUCGCGCUCUCCGGCCACGAUGCCUGCCUCAACUUCGCCGACUCCGCCUGGCGGAUGAUGCCCGUCCACGCGACCGGGUCGUUCAGGUUCGCUCCCGCGCAAGAGAUCAAGGACGCCGUCGCCGUCGCCCUCGAGGCAUUCCAGGAGCAGCACCAUGCCGACGCGUCCACGACGGAGGCGAGCGCGCCCUCCAUCACCUCAAGUGACUUAUCGGGGCUGGACGACGAGCUCUUGAUUGAUGGCAUGGACGCGGGGUCGUACUACGCGAGCUUGGCGCAGGGGAUGCUCAUGGAGCCACCGGCCGCCGGUGCAUGGCGGGAGGACCACGAACACGACGACGGCUUCGACACGCCGACGUCGCUGUGGAGCUACUAG